GAACUCGUCUUGACCUCUUGACCUCAUGCACUGGAUGUGUCUUCCCUGACGUGAGGCUCAACAUGAUCACACAACCUUUCCCUGGUCCCAACAACUCAGCCCGCUGUAUUUGCAGUGAUUAUGAGCCCGUGUUCCCCUGUAAGAGAGCACUAAGCCAAAUCCUCCACCAUCAUCAUGUUUUCAUCCUUGCAGGGGGAGGGAGGGCUGACUACGAGGCAAAGUGGGGGGAGAAACACACACACACGGGGCCUAGUCGCCACAUCUUUCAUGCGAGGAAGCUGUGCCGCCAAACCACCCGUUUUUGGUUUCCCAAAACAACUCCGGCCCGGGCCUCAGUCCGCGGUCUAGAGUUUGACAGCAGGCUGUCUGAGACAGAAGCACGUCGGUGUGUGUAGCUGCCAACCUGCCCCUGCACCCCAUCCUCCAUCAUGGGAGACAGCAGAGAUUCCCACAGCCCAGACAGCUCGUCUGUGUCCUCCCCUCCAUCGGGCCAACGCUCGCCCCCCCUGGUCCCCUCAGCUGCUUCCAUGACCUCCCUGCCUCCCAUCACAAGCGCUGGAGUCAACAGUCCCAUCAGUAGCAUUGGUUCCCCCUUUUCUGUCAUUAGCUCUUCCCUGGGCUCGCCAUGCUUACCUGGCACACCAUCCGUGGGUUACGGCCCCAUUAGCAGCCCACAGAUCAACUCUACAGUGUCCAUGUCAGGACUUCACGCAGUGAGCAGCUCUGAUGAUGUGAAACCUCCGCUGGGCCUGAAGCAGAUGACAGCCCACAGCCCAGGGCCAAUGCUUUCCCAGAAACGCCUCUGCGCCAUCUGUGGAGACAGAUCCUCUGGCAAGCACUAUGGAGUCUACAGCUGUGAGGGCUGCAAAGGCUUCUUCAAGCGGACAGUGCGCAAAGACCUGACCUACACCUGUCGGGACAGUAAAGACUGUAUGGUUGAUAAAAGACAGAGGAACCGCUGCCAGUACUGCCGCUAUCAGAAGUGCCUGGCCAUGGGCAUGAAGAGAGAAGUGGCCGAGAUCAACGACAGAUCUGUUCAGGAAGAGCGGCAGAGGAACAGGGAGCGAGAGGGCGAGGUGGAGUCAACCAGUGCGGUGAAUGAGGAGAUGCCGGUGGAGAAGAUUUUAGAUGCGGAGAUGGCCGUGGAGCAGAAGACCGAGCUUCAUGCUGAUGGAAGUUCAGGCGGCAGCUCUCCCAAUGACCCCGUCACCAACAUCUGCCAGGCAGCAGACAAGCAGCUCUUCACCCUGGUGGAGUGGGCCAAGAGGAUCCCUCACUUCUCUGAGCUGCCCCUGGAUGACCAGGUCAUCCUGCUCCGUGCAGGCUGGAAUGAACUCCUGAUUGCAUCGUUCUCUCAUCGCUCCAUCUCGGUGAAGGACGGGAUCUUACUGGCCACCGGCCUGCAUGUCCACAGGAACAGUGCACACAGCGCGGGUGUUGGAGCCAUCUUUGACAGGGCGCACAAUGCCGAGGUUGGGGCCAUAUUUGACAGGGUUUUGACAGAGCUAGUAAGCAAAAUGAGAGACAUGCAAAUGGACAAGACAGAGCUAGGCUGCCUUCGAGCCAUCAUCCUCUUCAACCCAGAUGCCAAGGGUUUGUCCAACCCCAGUGAGGUGGAGCUCCUGAGAGAGAGGGUGUACGCGUCCCUCGAGUCUUACUGCAAACAGAAGUAUCCGGAUCAGCAGGGCAGGUUUGCAAAGCUCCUCCUCCGGCUCCCAGCACUGCGCUCCAUUGGCCUGAAGUGCCUGGAGCACCUGUUCUUCUUUAAACUGAUUGGUGACACGCCUAUUGACACCUUCCUGAUGGAGAUGCUUGAGGCUCCUCACCAGCUCACCUAGGGGGGCCCGGUUCGGUUCUUUUCCGGUCAGGACCUGGUGCACACCAGGAUUACCAACACGUCACCCCAUGUUGGGUCAUGGGCUCGUCUCAUUGAGCCACACUUAACUGCAGCACCUGCUGGUUUCAAUGUACUGGCUAUCACACACACACACAUAUUCUCUGUCACUGGCUAAUUAACUUUACACACACACACACACACACACACACACACACACACACACACACACACACACUCAGAUCUUAGCUUGAAUACAUGAACUUACAUAAAAUGGCUUUCUGAAAAGUAUGCCAACAAACACACACACACACACACACACAUGUUCACCACCUUUUCCAUAUCUUGUUUUUCUGCACAGGGGUUUGACUCAUGGAUUUCAUCCCUUUUUAAUCACACUGCUACAGUUCAUGUCUUAAUUUUAAGUUAGCCUUCAGUUUUCACAUCUUCAUCUCUCAGUGGGUUUUUGCUUCUGCGUAACUGAUAUACUUCCCCUGUUUUACUUGGGUUACUUAGUUACACUGCUAGCUGCACCUCUGUAUGUUGUAUUCAUCAGUAGUCUGUUAGUUAUUCAUGUAUGGUUUUAGCUUGAAAAUCAGGUGCGUAGCAUUUCAAUCAAAUGUCCUCAUGAAAAAUUCACUUCUUUUAGGGCGGGAGGUGUCCCAUGACAGACUGGCAGUAACACCUUCCCAGUGAGUUCAUCAAAUCACGCAAACAUUUAAAUAUUUUAUGCUUUCUUCAAUAUUCAUGCUGAAACUUGUUUAAGUUUCUAUUUUGAAGUACUGUACUCAUGAAAUGAGAGCUUUUUCCAAGGCAUUGAAAUCCAGGAAAAGGGGAGUGGGAGAACUUUGUUGAACAGACAAACCUUGUCCCUCCCACCAUGAUGCGCACAGCGGGCUUUGUAAAGCAAAGAAGAAUGACUUGAAUUUAUUUUCCUAGUUUUAAUUUUAUCAUUUUCUCUACUUUGGCAGCAGGUUGGCAUUUUCAACAGCUUGAGGCUCAAAGAAAGAACAGCUUCAUGCAAAACAAAAUGGUAUUUGUUAGUCCUUCCUUCCCUACCCCUAAAUAUUCCCUUUGCUGGUGGUCAUAAAUGCACUUUUGUGAGUUGUUACUGUGUAAAUGUUGCUGUUUCCUAGAAAUGACCAUCAAUUCUCAGACACCUAAGAUGACCUUGAGGGUACUGUGUGUAGGAUUUUCUCAUAAAUACAUGAUUGGCUACAACCAAGUGAAAGAACUAACACAAACUGUUAAGAGUUAAUGGUUGAAAAUCCAGGCAGGAGGCAGCUAUGUUAGCAUGUCCCAGUGCAAUGGAAAGUCUGUUAUUCUUGAAAAUGUUGCUCUUCCUUACAGAAUAGUUCUGUACAGUUUUUCAUUGGCCAUGUCAGAGUUUUAAGUCUGAUCAAUAAGUCUAAGGCUUGGCCUCUCUGUCCAGCAGGACUCUGUCCUCUACAGAAAAGAGGUGAAAGAGAGAAAUAAUGGUGCCAAGCAAAUCAGCGCCAAAGAUUGGAAAUUACGUAUUUGAAUGAAAUGCUCUGAAGUGGCAUUGGUGCAACAUGCAUUUUAGUUGAUGUACAGUCAACAUGAAAUUUGUUUUAUUUGCAGUAUUUUAGCCCACAGCUCAUUGAUAGAUUCCUAGCAGUCAUGAACCAUGAAGCGGUGUUUCAAUCACAAAGCACCUCUCUGCGUCUCUUAUUGUAAUGCAAUAAUGAAAUAAGUCAGUGUUAUAUAAUGGAAAUCCUACACCUGCUACCUGCAGCUUUGGAAGCUUGAUUCAUUGUGUAUUGGUUAAACGCUUGCCACUUUUGUACAGUAGAUGUAAAUAGUAAUAAAAAACACAGGAGAAAAAAAAAGCCUGUUCACACUAGUGAAGUGAAAAAUGAAAAACUAACAAAUUUACAAACUCUAUAUCAAGCUGUCAAGUUAUCAUUAGACCGGCCUCCCUGUCAAUGAGCCCAGGGCCAAACCACACCUCACAGCUGCUUUUGCACCAACUGAUGCCAGUGCUUGAUAUUGUAUUCAGUGAUUGAUUGGCUGGAUUUCAUUGAAAUGGCACUUGACAUUUACUGUGAUUGAAAUAUUUGGGCAACUGAGUUUAAGCAUGGCAGUGAAAGGCCAAAAUGCAGCUACCACGUCAUCAGGAGAUAAACAGUUAACUAUGAAUGCAUCCGCCGCUCAAAAGUGAGCAAUACUGGGGUACACAAAGAUUUGUUACCAUUUUUGUUACAUAGGUGUUUAAAGUAGUUGACAUUCUGAGGUAUAUUUAGCAUUCUUACAGUUACCACAUUUAUUAAAUGAAUAUUAGAACAUACAUUUUGCAGUGUCAUGUUACAGGAAAGAGGUACAGCUGUCCUCUACCAGGUGCUAAAUAGCUAAUACAGCCUUUUAGUUUAACACUUGCACAUGUUCAUCAAUGCAAACACAGUAUGCAAGUUCACAGACAAAUCAGUAAGCUAUUCUCCACUCUCCCAACAGGUCUGCUUAGGUUUUUUUUCUUUUCGUUUUUUUAUGACCCCUGUUUUUUAUUGCAAACCCCAAACAAUGGAAAAUGAACACCAGCUAAGUGCUUGCACAUUUUGGCUGUGGCUGCUAAGUCUUUGUAUUCUAUCAGGCACAGCCAGUGUCUUUUGUAUUUUAGACAGCAGUUGGCUGGUGAAGCAAUGAAAGUAGCUGUUGCAUUUUGGGGUCCACCAGCUACUUUAACUAGAAAGAGCAAUGAGCUUCCUGCCUUGCAGAUAGUCCAAAUAAAUCUUCUCAGAGAGGAUCCUUGGCCUCCCCCAUGUGAUGUGGACGUAGAGGCUGGCAGUAAGGUGACCUGUAUGACAGGUGCUUUUGUUUAGCAUGUCAGCAAGUUGGUCUAACCUUAGAGUUUGGUGUUGUUUCAGUUUUUUUUUCUCCAGCCAUGCAUACAGCCAAAUCGACAAAGUAAUCUUCAGAGGUCCUCUUAAAAAAGAAAAGUCAGACCCUCAUGCACCACUGCUCCGUCAUUUAGGUGUUAUUUCUCAGAGAUGGGCAAGGUGGUGCCAAGCUAGCGUUUUAGGUGAUAAGCACCAACAUCUGCCUGCUUUCUGAUACUGUGCUUGUUGGGUUGUGGUUUCAGUGCUUUAGCAACUUGAGUUCCUGCAGAUGAGACUCGUAGUCUGAGCUUUGAGACUGCAGUGAAAUGAUUUUGUGGCCAUUAGGCUUUGAGAUCAGCUGUCCUUAGACAGUCAGUGGGAUGAGGUUUGUGAGUGCUUCUCAAAAUGAGCUUUUCUGCCUUGUCCCUAAGAGAGGAGCUGACUUUAGGAUGUGUGCUUUAGUGAAUAAUCUCAUCCUCUGCUCGGGUGGCUGCACAGCAGCUCUCUCUGCAGGUUUCUCUUUUGGAGCUUCCUUUUUUUGAAUGUUUUGGCCUGCUGCUACUGCAACAUGUGUAUAGCUGGGGAUGGGAAUAAUUACAGUAUCAGUCAAGUGCUGGAGGAUCCACUAGCUGAUAUGAAAAGUACAUAUAAAAAGAUUUAAAUAUGCAACUUGUAUACAGUAUUCAUAUUGUGAUUACAUGGUUAAACAAAUGUCAUGCAUUAUGUGCAUUUGGUUACUGGUAUUUGUGCAGAUUAGCCUCAUCUGUUACACAAGUUCAUAUUAAUUGGCAGUGAUAGAAUCUGGUAUUCCCAUCCCUCUUUAUUAAAGCAGUUCAUUUCAGUUUUGCUAUGCCAUUUCUGUAGGUUUUGCUAUGAGCUUGGGCUGUUUGGAGGAUGAUAUACAGAAACAGUGAGCAAAUCAAAAAGUAUACAGUCACUGCAGGCUCUGUAUGUUAAACCACUUAAGCUUUGCUGAUACUUUUAGCAGCAGUUGGUGGCUUGGUGUUUCAGUUUUUUGGUAUUUGUAAUCGGGUAUGUGUGGCCACACGUGUAUGCUUUCAUGCACGUGUGGAGUCUGUCUGCAGCUAUGCCUUUUGACUGGCAGAUACUGAAGCUUUGGCUGUGACGUGCUGAGCGCUGUUGAAUGGGUUUUUUUAAGCGAAAUAAUGAAAGGAUGCACAGAGGAAAGGAGUCAGGCUGGAGGGGUGAUUUACUGGUUUGUUGACCUGAUGCUUUAUUAACACAACUCAGCCUCCUCUCUUUCAUUGCUUCGCCCCGUCUUCACUGCUUCACUUUAAAUUGAAAUGCUUACACACUCACCCGCGUGUUCUGAAAGUUACCGGGCUUCGCAUCGGAAUGGACUUGUAAAAUAAACCUUUGAUUCUUGGACUGUUUGAAAAGGAUGUGAAGCUUUUCGUGGGACAAGCAUUGGAGAGCUGUAAGGAAGGGAUUCAGUGCCGUGUGUCCCUCUUUGCUUACUUUACUUGACGGCAGAGCAGCGACAAUCUGCAGUUGCCAUGGGAGACUGCUAGAUUGCAUCGCACUGCCCACAAAUGUUUGUCGUUGCAACCGUGUGCACUCAAGGCAGACGCAUGCUGUGACCUUUUGACUGUGUAGCAGUAUUGUUGUCGCCAUCUUUGUUACAUUUUGGAAUUACUCGCUUUUUAAAAACAUAAAGAUAUUAAUUCAAACGCUUUAUUGAAAUGGAUCACAGGCUGUGACUGAAGAAUUGAUCAUCUUGUAUAGAUGAGGUGUUAGGGCGGCAUUUUUACCUUUUAACACAGGCCCCCCGGAGCCAAGGCCCAUCCCAUCAUGAUCAAUAAGGCAGUGCGUGCUAUGCAGCCUGAAAAGACCAACCCCACCGGUUUAUUUAUCACUGCCAAGCUGUUUACGGAUGUGGCCGUUCGGAUACAGGGCCACUCAGCGCUUGAUUUUUUCAUGUAUGUUGUGAUUAUUGUGCGUCGCACUAGAGUGUGUGCACUAACCUUGGCCUGUGUAGUCCAUACUAAAGAGGGGCCCUAUUAGGAACGGAAUGACAGCUCGUGUGGAGAGGGGAGGACUGGUCACUGGAGAGUGAAGUAGACAAGUGUGUGGUCCCCUCUUGGUGCUCAAGCUGUGCAUUGGUGCUUUUUACAGGGUGCCCCGGCCUGAAAACGUCUACUUUGGUUUCCAAGACACCGGGACAUGCAUAAAUGACAAAAAAAUGCAAAUAAGGAAUGAUUUAGCAGGGUUAGCUUAGCACAGCUCUGCACCUGCUCUUCUUCAGUUGCAUUUGAUUGAUUGGGUUUAUUCUGUGAUCGGGUCAACUGCAAACUGUUUUCUGAUCACUGUGUGUACAUGUCUCUAAGACCAAGAGUGACAAACUCUGACUGACACAGUGCAAGGGCCUCCAUAGGUCUGGUUUGCAGGAGACCCCUCUGAACAGAUUCUGAACGGAUUUGAUGUUGUGGAUCAAAUAGAUACGGCCGCCCUCUUUGAGCAGGAGGUUGAUUUUAGUGUUUGAAGUUGAACAAGUUGUGAAGGGUUGCCUACAGAGAAGAGCAGGGACGUAAAGAACUUGGAUCAGGUCGCAUUUUGUUGAUCAAGAAUAAAGACGAAACCUAUUUUAAAGUAGAUCUAGAAUCUUCCUUAAUUGUUUACUCUUCGCAUAAAGACUUCACACACUGUUUCUUUGUCUUGUUUCCCGUCUUUCUCUUCUCAGAUUAUGCUAUUCAUCUUUUGUUUAUUACAAAGUAUUAAACAAAUACAAAAACUGUAAAAUCAGAAUGGAAUCUGUCACUCUUUUAAAAAAAAAUAUCUGUCUCUCUCUUGUGUCUGUUCUUUGUCCUGUUUGUGUCAUAUUCCAUCGUACACAUGGAGUUGAUUGACUAUUGUGUGCUUUGGGGAUUGAAAGAAGAAAAAAAUAUGAAUAAUUUUUCAGUCAUUAAUUCUGAAUCUUGUUUCUGUUUGUUGUAUCAUGUCCGAGUAAAGGUUUUAAUACUGUAA
This is a messenger RNA of Notolabrus celidotus (New Zealand spotty), 7653 nucleotides long. It is a transcript of the gene rxrba, whose product is annotated as retinoid x receptor, beta a. The record is from RefSeq and is a predicted model, not a curated record. Bases 429 to 1838 code for a protein of 469 amino acids. Gene Ontology annotation, biological process: positive regulation of transcription by RNA polymerase II; retinoic acid receptor signaling pathway; anatomical structure development. Gene Ontology annotation, cellular component: RNA polymerase II transcription regulator complex; nucleus. Lineage: Eukaryota; Metazoa; Chordata; Actinopteri; Labriformes; Labridae. Gene Ontology annotation, molecular function: zinc ion binding; retinoic acid-responsive element binding; nuclear receptor activity. The transcript has 13 exons.